AUGUUCAGCAUUACACCUCUCAUAAAUUUCUUGUUGUUGUUCACCAAUGCUCUCCUCGUCCGCGGACUAGAUGCCUCCUUGACGCUCGCUGACGUGCGCCAGGCCUUUUACGAAGCCGAUAUUCCACAAGAUGCCAACCUCACCUUCAACCCCAGUGUGUUCCUACAAGUUAUCUUCCCUCAGGAGUCGUCCUCGCUAUCUAUCGUGCUAUACACACCGGGAACGAAUUUGAGCGUUGCUGCUGUUGCACUCGAGCCCGUAUUUGCUCUUGUCGGGCCAGCUCUUUCGAAGGAUUUUGUGGUCAUAAUGGUGGACCUUGAUGUGCCGUCGCCCUCGGACCCAUACCUUGGGCCCUAUCGACACUUCCUAGGAGGCGACUACGUGCCUCUAGACUUCACACCGCUGGGUGCAUUCCUGCUCGGUAAUCUCACUAAACCUGUGUCAAGUUGGGUAUCGCCUGCGCCCGAUAGUGUAGCUCCUCACCGAUAUGUGUUACUUGUAUAUGAACAGCCCACAGAUUUUUCUGGACAGACACUUAUCACUACGAACACGUCGCGCUACAACUGGGACAUGAGCGCGUUCGUCAGGGCCAUAGGGAUGGGUGAUCCGAUUGGCGGGACUUACAUGCUUGUCGGAGCUUAA
Molecule: messenger RNA, 642 nt
Organism: Postia placenta MAD-698-R-SB12
Lineage: Eukaryota; Fungi; Basidiomycota; Agaricomycetes; Polyporales; Adustoporiaceae
Exons: 4
Coding region: 1-642 (213 amino acids)
Source: RefSeq, a predicted model, not a curated record